AUGAAGGAAUGGAAAAAAGAGAAAUUGGAAGAGAGAAAGAGAGAAAAAAAGAGAGGCGACGUGGAAAUACACGACAACGAGAAGUUCAUUGAAGAUUACUUCAACAACAACAUCAAAAACCUUAACGCUGACGACAACAACAACAACAUCCCAGGCAACAAAAAUCGCAAGAAAAAUAAAAAAACCCACAAAACUAGCAACAAAAUUCAAAAUAAAAAAGUUUACAACGACAAAAAUUCACAGAAUAUAGAAAACAACAAAAAGGAAAACUUAAUUUUUGUUGAAUUGGAAUCAAGCAGUACGUGGAGAGAGACAAACGACAAAGUACAGGUUGAUCAUUUCUUCGAGUACACUGGUCAUGGUAGGAUUCUAAUCCUUCAUGUGGUUGGUCUCUGUCUUCCUAAGUUUUUCAGUUAUCAAUAUUUAAAAUCUUUUCGCUAA
Molecule: messenger RNA, 441 nt
Organism: Helobdella robusta
Lineage: Eukaryota; Metazoa; Annelida; Clitellata; Rhynchobdellida; Glossiphoniidae
Exons: 2
Coding region: 1-441 (146 amino acids)
Source: RefSeq, a predicted model, not a curated record